Molecule: messenger RNA, 936 nt
Organism: Debaryomyces hansenii CBS767
Lineage: Eukaryota; Fungi; Ascomycota; Pichiomycetes; Serinales; Debaryomycetaceae
Exons: 2
Coding region: 1-936 (311 amino acids)
Biological process (GO): basic amino acid transmembrane export from vacuole
Cellular component (GO): fungal-type vacuole membrane
Source: RefSeq, a predicted model, not a curated record
AUGGGGUUUGCAUUAUUCCAUCAACAUAUGAAUCAGCUAAUGUUAAAUUCAUCAGAGGCCACAUGGCGAACAUCAGUUUCUGGUAUUAUGGGUUCAACUUCCCUUGCAUGUUGGAUUGUAUUAUUAAUGCCUCAGUUAAUCGAGCAAUGGAGAUUAAAAUCAGCUGAUGGUGUUUCAAUUGGGUUCAUUUCGAUCUGGUUUUUGGGUGAUGUUUUUAAUUUAAUUGGAGCACUCUGGGCAGGGUUAUUGCCAGAAGUCAUAUUUUUGGCAGUUUGGUUCUGCAUUGCAGAUGCAAUGAUGAUUUUGUCGUAUUUCUAUUAUACUCGUAUGUAUCCAAAACAUCAUAAAGUGCACCAUCAUGGCCAUGAACACCACCACCACCACCAUGAACACGAGAGUAACCAAGUACGUGACCACGAAGAGGAUCAUGCCCAUCAUCAUCAUGGUGAAGAUGCUCCGUUAUUAAGAAGAAGAAGAUCAUCGACGCUUACAGAUAUCGCGAUAGAACCUAAGUAUCAUAGCAUUUUCAUCAAAUACGUGCUUCCAAUAUUUUUCGUAUUUGGUGCUGGCUGCUUAGGAUAUUUUUUAUCUGAUUCAAAAGAGCCAGAGGAGCCAAGUUCUAAUAUCGAAAUGGGUCCCCAGGUGAUGGGUUAUUUAUCCGCUGUUUUAUAUUUAGGUGCAAGAAUUCCCCAAAUUAUCAGAAAUCAUCAAAGAAAAUCGGUAGAAGGCUUGAGUUUAUUAUUUUUUCUUUUCUCCACCCUAGGAAAUAUAACUUAUGCCAGUCAAAUCAUUUUCUACAGAAGUGAUUCACAGUAUAUUAUAUUGAAUUUAAGUUGGUUAUUGGGAUCUCUUGGUACCAUUUUUGAAGACUGUUUUAUUUUCUUACAAUUUUACAUGUAUAAAGACAACAUCGAUAAGAAUGAAGGAGUGAAUUAG